This is a messenger RNA of Trichomycterus rosablanca, 2936 nucleotides long. Its product is annotated as mitogen-activated protein kinase kinase kinase kinase 5-like. The record is from RefSeq and is a predicted model, not a curated record. Gene Ontology annotation, cellular component: cytoplasm. Bases 58 to 2709 code for a protein of 883 amino acids. Gene Ontology annotation, biological process: intracellular signal transduction; protein phosphorylation. The transcript is spliced from 32 exons. Gene Ontology annotation, molecular function: ATP binding; MAP kinase kinase kinase kinase activity. NCBI's taxonomy places the organism in Eukaryota, Metazoa, Chordata, Actinopteri, Siluriformes, Trichomycteridae.
CACACACACACACACACACAUUUACACACACACACACACAUUUACACACACACACACAUGCAACAGAGUGUACGUUCAUGCGUGUGUGUGUGUGCUCUUGUGAAGAUGGACCAUCAGAACCGAGCAGCUCUGGACAUUUCCACCAAAAACCCUCAGGAGGACUUCGAGAUCCUGCAGCGUGUCGGAGGAGGGACGUACGGCGAGGUGUACAAGGCCCGGAAUAAACAGACAGGAGAGCUGGCUGCAUUAAAAAUAAUCAAAAUGGAACCAGAGGACGAUUUCUCAGUGAUCCAGCAGGAGAUCGUGAUGGUGAAGAGCUGUAAACACAGAAACAUCGUGGCUUACUACGGCAGCUACAUCAGGCUGAAUAAACUCUGGAUCUGUAUGGAAUACUGUGGUGGAGGAUCCCUACAGGACGUCUAUCAUGUAACAGGUCCUCUGUCAGAGCUACAGAUAGCGUACGUGUGUCGAGAGAUGCUACAGGGUUUGGAUUACCUGCACGGCCAGAAGAAGAUUCACAGAGACAUUAAGGGUGCCAAUAUUCUUCUAAAUGAUCAAGGAGAAGUUAAAUUAGCUGAUUUUGGAAUCUCGGCGCAGAUCACCGCAACGUUUGCACGUCGGAUGUCCUUCAUCGGGACGCCGUACUGGAUGGCACCUGAGGUGGCAGCGGUGGAGAUUAAAGGUGGUUAUAACGAGCUCUGUGAUAUCUGGUCUGUUGGAAUAACGGCGAUUGAACUGGCGGAACUUCAGCCGCCGCUGUUCGACGUUCAUCCGCUCAGGGUUCUGUUCCUCAUGUCCAAAAGUGGAUACCAGCCGCCCAAACUCAAGGACAAGUCCAAAUGGUCGCCUAUGUUUUAUAACUUUGUAAAGUCGAUGCUCAUCAGGAACCCCAAGAAGCGGCCGGGUGCCAAAAAGAUGCUGAUGCACUUUUUUGUGACUCAGCAAAGCCUGAAGCAGGAAUUAACCCAGGAACUGCUGGAUAAACUCCAGAAUCCUGAGAAAGUGAAAGAGUGUUUACAACCAGACGACGAGGACAUCGAGAUUUCGGUGCCGAGCUCUCUGCGAAGAAUUCACUCCAUCAACAGACACAACCGAGCCGAGAGAACCAACUCCGACAUCAGCUUGAAUAAAAUCUACACACAGAGACCCGUCCACUCCAAGCUGCAGUCACCAAACACUACUUUACAGUGUUCGAAUGAGUACGAGUUUGUUGGGUCUCCAGACACACCCUUCAGACGCCCCACCAGGGACGAGAGCAGCGACUCUGACGACGACUACGACGACGUCGCCAUACCCAUCAGUCAGUUCACCAGUAACUACCAGACGAUGCCAGCUGAUGAGAUUCCACCACCACUUCCACCGAAGCCUAAGAUUUGUAGCAGUUCAGAUGAAAGCGUGAAUGCAGAGGAUGAUCGAAUGAGAACACACACUCUGUACACUCCGCCUCCUCUACUGCGAACCAGCAGUGGUACCCACACACACACUCGACCAGUGCCACGCCCACGCUCUGUCCGCAAUGUAAACUCGGACCCGUCCACCUUUUCGAAUUUUCGUCCGGAGGUGGAUCAGCCCCCGGAACUUCCACCCAAGUUAGAUAAGAGGAGACGACAGCCGGCAAAGUUGCCACCUGAAUGUGCCAGUCCAGCUCAGAGGAAACCACCGAUUUUCUUUAAAAAGGUUUUUCAUGGCUGCCCUUUAAAAAUUAACUGCUCUACAUCGUGGGAUCAUCCGACUACCAAAGAUCAUCAUCUGAUUUUGGGUGCAGAUGAGGGGAUCUUCACCUUAAACCUGAACAGUUCUGAGGCCACGCUCGAGCUGCUUUAUCCAGGGAAGUGCAUUUGGCUGUACACUAUCAGUAACGUCCUGAUGUCCAUCUCAGGAAAAUCCUCUCAGCUUCAUUCUCACUCUAUAAAGGAACUGUACGAGCAGGCAAGGAAAGAACACCGGAUGGUACCGCUGCCCACACACAGAUUAAUACCCAGGAAGUUCGCCAUCAGCACAAAGAUCCCAGAUACCAAGGGUUGCCGGGCAUGCUCAGUAGCUCACAACUCUCAGCGUGGGUGUGUGUUCCUGUGUGGAGCGCUGGAGUCCAGGGUGGUUCUGCUGCAGUGGUACGAGCCCAUGCACAAGUUUAUGCUCAUCAAGGACUUUGAUUAUCCGCUGCCGUGCCUCCUGCCCAUGUUUGAGAUGUUGGUGGUGCCGGAUCAGGAGUACCCGCUGGUGUGUAUUGGGAUCAGCAGGGGCCCGAACCCGGCACACCCGGUUCAUCUGGAGCACAUCAACCUAAACACCAACACGUCCUGGUUCACCAGCACCGGCCUCGAGAACCGGAGUUGUGAGAAGGUUCAGGUGAAUCAGUUGGACGGCGACACACUUCUCGUUCUCGUUGAGAACAUGGUGUACUUUGUAAAUUUGGACGGGGUGCUGAAGAGCUCCAGGAAGCUGCAGGCAGAGGUCAGCUUCAUUCUGGACGUAGAGUCAGUAGUGUAUUUUGAGGACACGUUAUUGGCUUUAUGGAAACACGGCUGGCAGAGGAGAGGAGAAUCGUUACCAGAGAUCCUACAGGAGAUCACCGAACCACAGAAAACCUUCCGACUGGUUGGAUCAGACAGGAUGGUGGUGUUAGAGAAGCGGCAGUGUGAGGACCAGUCAGGACUCUGUAAUCUCUACAUCCUGGAGAUUGCUGAGAACUUUGUACUUAUGCCCUGACACACACACACACACACACACACACACACACACACACACACAGGUAUGAAUAUCUCCAACGCCAACACACCCAUAGCUUAAAAAGUGGACGCUGGCAGCACAGUGCCGACCACUGGGUGUGAACCACAAACACACAACUCUACUGCUGUAUCAAGACUCCCUGGUAAAGACAUAUGAAGGCAUGUAUGUAUACAGUAUAUGCAAAUAAAAAACACACACCGACAGUG